Messenger RNA from [Torrubiella] hemipterigena, 1442 nucleotides. The record is from the annotation of a GenBank genome assembly. Lineage: Eukaryota; Fungi; Ascomycota; Sordariomycetes; Hypocreales; Clavicipitaceae.
CUCAUGUGUUUUUGCUUUCCUUUUUCCCUUCCCACACAACGAAUCUACAAAGAAAGAAAAAAGACGUGGUUUUUCUUCCAUCGCCUCGCAGUCUACCUUUUGCACAUUUUUGCAUCCCUGCAUUUUUCCAUUUGCGCUGUCCCGCCUUAUUCCCCGGACUCUCGUUCUCGCUGCCCCGAAAAGUCCGGUCGCGGAUUUCAGAAGCUGCCUCGGUCAACCGGCCGCCGCCCUCUCUGCAUCUCUCUCUGCGACGCCAAAACAUCGAUUUUCACGCAACGACAACAACACGACGACUGAAUUUUCUGCGAUUGUCCCCCCGUACGAAAUCAUAUACACAUUAUAUACACUCGCGCACCAUGUCGGCGGCUCUGCAGGAAAUCAAGGCUGCCUUGGAGCAAAUUAUCCUCGAUCCUCGUUACCAUGAUCUGCUCUCGCUGGUCAAGACGGCGCGCAAUGGUGCUGUCUAUGGAACCAAAGUCCGAUUCCCACAUGCGCUUGUCAUGAUCUUCCUCUUCCGAUCUGGCACAUUCCGACAAAAGGUCGAGCUGGUGCUCCGAGCCACCAAGAAGCAUGCCAUGAACUUGGCCAGAUUCGCCAGCAUCUACAAGAUUGUCAUGCUGGCCCUCAAGUACUACGGCCCUACACCGGGCAAGGAGGGUCCCUACGACAGCUUCCUCGCCGGUCUCGUCGGCGGCUACUUCGUCUUUGGCGCCCGCUCGCGCCACGGCAAGAUCUCGUCGGUCAACCAGCAGAUUGUCAUCUACAUCUUUGCCCGCGUCACGCUGGCCCUCGCCCGCCUGGCCGUCAAGCAGGGCACUGGCUUCCCCGUCGUGUCCAACGAGCCUCUUAGCUCCCAGAUCAGCUACUACGCCUGGCCCGUCUUUGCCUCGGUGUCCUGGGGCGCCGUCAUGGCCUUGUUCCGCUACCACCCAGAGGACCUGCAGCCCAGCUUGCGCAGCAGCAUGACGUAUAUCUACAAGGACUGCAAUAACUGGGAUUCGCUGAGAACAUUGGUGUGGCACAACAAAUAGAAGAAACGACAUAUAGACCUGUUUUUGUCUUUUUUUUCAUCAUUUUCUGGAACUGACAGUGGAGGAACGUUUUCUGUGGCAAUUACGAUACCGAAUGCAUGAUAUACAAUCGUUGGUAGACGGGGGGGGGAAGCCUUUGCUUUGGCGUUGAACAAAUGUCUCUCUAUGUCUCUGUGUCUUUUUACAUAUAUACAUUUUUUGUUCUUUUAUUUCCAUCCUGCUCUAUGGUUUUUGAAUAUAUUUAGAAAAAUUGUUUUUACUAUAAAUUAGGUUCCUAGCUUUAUUCCCAUAGUAAUAUCUUGGUAGCAGGCUGCAACCCCGCCACCAAAAGCCUUGGAGCUACAGUAGCUGUCUGCCCCACCCCCCGCCAAACGUCUGCCUUGCACGCCUUCACGAUCUCCCAACCAUCAC